Cryptomeria japonica (Japanese cedar) is the source of this 2232-nucleotide messenger RNA. RefSeq names its product polygalacturonase At1g48100-like. The transcript has 8 exons. Gene Ontology annotation, molecular function: polygalacturonase activity. NCBI's taxonomy places the organism in Eukaryota, Viridiplantae, Streptophyta, Pinopsida, Cupressales, Cupressaceae. Gene Ontology annotation, biological process: carbohydrate metabolic process. The record is from RefSeq and is a predicted model, not a curated record. The coding region runs from base 310 to 1683 and encodes 457 amino acids.
GCAGAUGGCGGCAGUCUAGAGCAGCUGCGGCCCCUCCUGCUUUUAUAACACGUCAGGCACUGAAUGAAAAGCGAGUUCUUUAAAUGACAAAGAGCACGGGUACCAAGUGCCACCUGAACUGCUAGGUACUGUUAGUGCGCUACCAAUAUUUUACUUCAAAUACAUCCACAAUAGACGGCGACAGAAGUUGUGAUGGAGCAUCAUUCAUAAUGUACGCCACUGCUAUUUAAUGCUUCUUUCUGCCUAAUACCCAAAGCUCAGGAGUAUUAUUACCUGGCACUGGCAGCCAUACCAGUUGUUUCUGUCCUCAUGGCUAAACUCCAGACAACGGAUGCUCUGCUUUCUUCAAGAUGUCUCUUUUUGGUAUUCGCUUUGGUUUGCCUGCUUUCUUCAGUUAGAGAUUGCAAUGCAGCUAGAGUUUUGAGUUCUAGUGAACCUCCGUCUCAAAGUUUUGCCAAUGAUUCUUCUUCUGAUGAUUGUGAUCAAAUUUUUAAUGUGCAAUACUAUGGUGCUGUUGGAGAUGGAGUCACAGAUGAUACAGAGGCAUUUCAAUUGGCGUGGCAAGCAGCGUGUGAAGUUGAAUCAGCAGUCGUUGAGGUUCCUCAAGGCUACUCUUUCAUGAUACAAUCUACCAUUUUCUCUGGGCCCUGCAAAGGUGGUCUUAGUUUUCAGGUGGAUGGUGUUCUGCUUGCCCCUGAUGGCCCUGAUUGCUGGAAUGAGAAUUCUAGUAAACUGAAUUGGAUUGUGUUUUACAAGUUACAAAAUUUCACUCUUCAAGGAAAGGGCCUCAUUGAUGGGAAUGGACAGAAGUGGUGGGAUCUUCCAUGCAAGCCACACAAAGGACCAAACGGGACAACAUUGCCUGGGCCAUGCGAAAGUCCCACAGCCAUAAAAUUCUUCGACAGCAGCAACGUGACUCUAAGAGACCUGAGGAUCAGAAACAGUCCACAGAUGCACUUGAGGUUCGAUUACAGCAAAUCAGUUGUCAUCGACAAUAUAAUCAUCAACACUCCUGCAUUGAGUCCCAACACUGAUGGCAUACACGUCUCGGGCAGUCAGUCUGUUGGAAUAUACAACUCAGCCAUUUCCACUGGUGAUGACUGCAUAUCAAUUGUUUCUGGUGCAGCCAACGUUGACAUACGAAAUGUGACAUGUGGGCCAAGUCACGGGAUCAGCAUUGGAGGACUGGGGAAUCACAAUUCACAAGGGUGUGUCUGCAACAUAAGUGUCAGCGACGUCGUCAUUCUGAACUCAGACAAUGGCCUUCGAAUCAAGACAUGGCAGGGCGGGCUUGGAUCGGUCUCUGGAGUGACCUUCGACAACGUGUACGUGGAGAAUGUGAGAAAUCCGAUCAUAAUCGAUCAGUUUUACUGCUUUAGCAAGGGAUGUCACAAUGCGACAAUGGCAGUGUACGUAUCUGAUAUUGCCUACAGAGGCAUUCGUGGAACUUAUGACGUGAAGAGCCCCGCCAUGCACUUUGCAUGCAGCGACACCAUUCCUUGUACGAAUAUUACUCUGGCAAAUAUAGAACUUCUUCCGGCUCAGGGCCAGAUGAUUGAGAAUCCCUUUUGCUGGAAUGCUUAUGGAUCUACUCAGACUCUCAUUAUUCCUCCUCUGGAAUGCUUGCAGGAGGGCAAGCCUCAUUCUACAAUUCAGGGCAAUAUAGACAGUUGCUCAUAUUGAUGAUGACAUUGUAGAGUACAGAGUAGUCAGAUCACCCAUAUCAUAGAUUAUAAAAAAAUCCAAAUCCAUUUUCAUUUUUAUUUCCAUUCUACUAUAGAAAACCAUAUACUUACUCUCUUAGGAUUACCUAGAAGUAUAGGAUUAUAAUUAUACUUAAUCUCUGUUAGGAUUAGCUAGAAUUAUAGGAUUAUCUUACGACCAUUAUAGGAUUAGUGAAAUUUGACAUGGAUUCCGGUGCCGCUCAGGUUGCAGGAGAAUCUUGGAACUUUUACAUUGUAUACAGCUAUUUACUAAUAUAUAAAAAAAUAUUUUUAGGUAUCUGGCCUGUCACACUUCACUUGGGCUCUCUGGUGAUUUGUAUCUUGUGUCAGGUACGAAGCGAAUCAUAGGUGGUGGAAAAGACUAGACUAGGAAAGAGGACCCACUGGUUGGGUACCUUCUUGUUUCAGUGGCAUCUCUUCAUUUGGAGUCAUUUCAAUUGACCCAAAUUUGUAUUCAACACUAUCAAAGUUUUUUAUUAAAAUAUAAAUGAUCUGUGGAAGAUUAAAA